Pseudopodoces humilis (Tibetan ground-tit) is the source of this 1379-nucleotide messenger RNA. The record is from RefSeq and is a predicted model, not a curated record. NCBI's taxonomy places the organism in Eukaryota, Metazoa, Chordata, Aves, Passeriformes, Paridae.
CCCGCGGGCGGAAGCGGCGCAAGGGGAGGUUAAAAAAAAAAGGAAAAAAAAGGCGGAAAAAGGCAAAAAAAAAAAAAAAAGCGGCGGCGACGGCUGAAAAUGGCGGAAAAUUUAAAAGGCUGCUCCGUGUGCUGCCUGUCGCCCUGGUCGCGACUGCAGGAGCUGUGCCGGCUGCAGCGCCUGCGGUGCCGCGCGCUCGGCGUCACCCGCCGCAACCUCGGCCACUUCGAGGUGGAGCUGCUGUGCGACUACCGGCGAGUGCGGGACGAGGAAUUCUACCUGGUGAAGUGGCGCGGUUACCCCACCUCCGCCAACACCUGGGAGCCGCGCCGCAACCUCCGCUGCCGCGGGCUCCUUCAGCAGCUACACCGCGACCUGGCGCGCGCCCCCGGCGCUCCGGUGCGGCCGGGCCCCCGCGGGCUCCCGCCGCGCGCCGUCUCCUACCUGGCGCAGAAAGCCGAGCAGCGCCGGGCGCUGCGGCGCUGGGAGCGGCACCUGAACCGCACGCGCAGCCACCGCGGCCGCAUCGCCGUGGAGAACGAGGUGGACCUGCACGGGCCCCCCCGGGAUUUCGUCUACGUCAACGAGUACAAGGUGGGCGCGGGCGUGGCGCUGACGCCGGUGGCGGCCGGCUGCGAGUGCCGCGAUUGCCUGGCCGAGGCCACGCUGGCCGGGGGCUGCUGCCCGGGCGCGUCCCACAACAGGUUCGCCUACAACGAGGCCGGGCAGGUGAGGAUCAGGGCGGGGCUGCCCAUCUACGAGUGCAACUCGCGCUGUCGCUGCGGCGCCGACUGUCCCAACCGCGUGGUGCAGCGCGGCAUCCGCUACGACCUGUGCAUCUUCCGCACCGGCGACGGGCGCGGCUGGGGAGUGCGCACGCUGCAGCGCAUCCGCAAGAACUCCUUCGUCAUGGAGUAUGUGGGGGAGAUCAUCACCUCGGAGGAGGCGGAGCGCCGGGGCCAGGUGUACGACCGCCAGGGCGCCACGUACCUGUUCGACCUGGACUACGUGGAGGACGUUUACACCGUGGACGCCGCCCACUACGGGAACAUCUCACACUUCGUCAACCACAGCUGCGACCCCAACCUGCAGGUGUACAACGUGUUCAUCGAGAACCUGGACCAGCGGCUGCCGCGCAUCGCGCUGUUCGCCACGCGCCCGAUCCGCGCCGGGGAGGAGCUCACCUUCGACUACAACAUGCACGUGGACCCGGUGGACGCCGAGAGCAGCCGCAUGGACUCCAACUUCGGGCUGGUGGGGGGGUCCCUGGGGGGCUCCCCCCGCGCCCGCGGCCGCAUCGAGUGCAAGUGCGGGGCGGCCUCGUGCCGCAAAUUCCUGUUCUGAAACACCUGGGCCACACCUGGGCCACACCCAGCGCA